Molecule: messenger RNA, 885 nt
Organism: Alternaria metachromatica
Lineage: Eukaryota; Fungi; Ascomycota; Dothideomycetes; Pleosporales; Pleosporaceae
Exons: 2
Coding region: 1-885 (294 amino acids)
Source: RefSeq, a predicted model, not a curated record
AUGAAGGGAGAGGAUGUGGGGGUUGACGAAGAGGAAGAGUGGGAGGAUGUCGACGAUGAGAAUGAUUGGGAGGAUGUCGAUGAUGAAGACGAUUGGGAGGAUAUGGACGAUGACCAAGAGGUGGAUGAUGUUGAUGAUGAGGAUAACUGGGAGGAUAUGGACGAUAACAAAGACCAGGAAGACACCGAGGAAGCUGAGUCUGCAUUACCAAGUUCGUUGCGGGCACUGAUGCAACCGCUGACACUCUCAAGUCCAUCCAACCCACCAACGGAAACACACACCCUAUCACAUUCAUCGCAGUACGACUCCGAGAAUGACUGCUCCUCUGACGACGAUUCUUCUGACCUCUUUGCCACCCCCGCUAACGACAACUCUUCUGUCGCUAGCUCUUCAGAUGACAGCUCUUCAGAUGACAGCUCUUCAGAUGACAGCUCUUCAGAUGACAGCUCUUCAGACGACAGCUCUUCAGACGACAUGUGCUCAGAUGACAAUUCCUCCUCGGACGACGAUCUCUCAGACGAAGAGUCCUCAGACUUUUCAGACUUUUCAGACUUUUCAGACUUUUCAGACUCCUCAGACUCUUCAUCCUCAGCCUCUUCCUCCUCAGACUCUUCCUCGUCCUCUUCCGAUGAAGACUCUAUCAACAACCCCAACUCCUCAGACAAAGCCUCCACAAAACCCUCCCCUCCCUCCACCUCCCUAUCCUUCACAACCAUCGAAGAAGCUCGCACCGCCUACUACUCCAUGUUACAGAAAGUGGAGAACCUCCUCGUAAACUGGUAUCACAAGGACGAUGUACGAGAACUUACCAAGUUCUUGAUCGAAUCUGCUCAGGCAUCGUAUGCGGAGCAGGAGGAGUACUACAAGAACAAGAAUAUGGUGUGA